This is a messenger RNA of Pieris napi, 1851 nucleotides long. It is a transcript of the gene Tsp26A, whose product is annotated as tetraspanin-5. Gene Ontology annotation, cellular component: membrane. Gene Ontology annotation, biological process: protein maturation; protein localization to plasma membrane. Bases 217 to 1155 code for a protein of 312 amino acids. The record is from RefSeq and is a predicted model, not a curated record. The transcript has 9 exons. NCBI's taxonomy places the organism in Eukaryota, Metazoa, Arthropoda, Insecta, Lepidoptera, Pieridae.
GCUUCAAAUAUGUUUGGAUUUUGGUAUUGUAAUUUGUAUUGAAUUAGAAAUGGUCGAUCUUUGACUUCGCUAAGUUCGCGUUAUUUUGAUUUAAUUUUUUGACCUACAUUUAACAAAGUAAAAUUAUAAGACAAAUGUAGACCUUAAGUAUUAUCUUUACAAUUUAAUGUUAUUCAAGUUAAUUUCUAGUUAUUAACGAGAAAGUAAUGCUUUAAAAUGCCUAGUAUUAGAAAAUAUCGACGUGACACUACCGAAGUUAGCUGUUGCCUUAAAUAUGUUAUUUUUGGAGUGAAUGUCCUUUUUUGGUUUCUUGGACUUAUUGUACUAGCAGUGGGUAUUUGGGCAUGGACUGAAAAGGACACCUUUAGUAAUCUUUCAAGACUCACAAAUAUUGCAUUAGAUCCUGCUUUUAUAUUUAUAUGUAGUGGGACAAUUACAUUCAUUAUUGGGUUUACUGGUUGCAUUGGAGCAUUGCGUGAGAACACAUGUUUGCUAGCUUGUUAUGCUGUUUUUCUUGCCUUAUUGCUGCUCGCUGAAAUGACAGCUGGCAUAUUAUUCUUCGUCUUCAAAGAUUGGAUUAAAACCCAAGCCACAACUGGAUUUCAAACAUUUAUCACUCACUACAGAGAGGAUCCUGACCAACAAAACUUAAUUGACUGGAUUCAAGAAGAAUGGUUACAAUGCUGUGGAGUAGAAGGUCCUCGUGACUGGGACAGGAACGCCUACUUCAAUUGCUCAAGCGGCGUUGUUGGUUCGCGCGAGGCUUGCGGCGUUCCUUUCAGCUGUUGCCGCACGAAACCGCAAGAUAUUAUACGCAACAAACAGUGCGGUUAUGACGUCAGGAAGCCGACUUAUCAAGUUAGCGAACACGUAAUACACGAGCGAGGUUGUUUGGUAGCGGGUGAAGAUUGGCUCCAACGACAUUUUGCGCCCGUCGCAGCUACAGUCUUAGGACCAUUAGCGUUGCAGAAUUAUGAUAUAGCUAAGAUAAUAUAUGAAAAAGGAUGUUUAGAGGCUGCUGAAGAAUGGUUUGAUCACAAUUUGUUGGUAGUUGCUACUUCUGCUGUUUGCACUGCUUUUGCACAAAUUCUUGGAAUAUGUUUCGCACAGAAUCUCCGAGCUGACAUAUUCGCGCAAAAGUCAAAAUGGCACUGACAAUCAGCCUCUCCUGCCGCCGUGUGACGUCACAGACGUAACACCCGCGACCUCUAUCUGCCGCUCUACACUCACUCCUAAUGCCUGGAUACGUCCAUAGAUGGCGCUAACUUCAAGAAUCUUACGGUAUUAUUUUUGUCCUUUAAAAGAAAAUAUCUUAACUUGUUAAAACACGUUUAGUUACGCAUGGUCACAGUUAAAGUCAUAUUGGAUUUUACAUAUGCAUGGCUGAGCGUUGAGCAUGCAAAUUAAAAAUGUUAUAAUUAAACAGCUUUUAAGAGUUAUAUAUUUUCUUUUAAUUUUUUAUUAAUUGUUAUAGCUUUAAAAUCUUCAAAAUUUGUCUUUAAUCUCGUCUUGCUGCUGUGUGCUUGACUUGGAAUUCUUCACCUUUCUCUAUUUAAGAACUCAAUGAACAAUGUUAGAAUUAAUAUAGUAAAGGUUGAGUCGACUUACUUCUGACAUUACUUUUGGUUACAAAAGGGUCCUAACGGUACGAAGUUUUUUUCGAAAAUGAUAAAAAGACGAAACAUGAAAGGGCUUCCUAACUAAUGGAAAACUCCUGAAUUCAAUAUAUUUUGAAUACCUUAACGUAGAUAAACGCGAAUUAAUUACAUUCUUUACAUAAUUAAAAUUCGUGAGAAUACAGAGUAAGUCGAUUGUGCCUUCUUUGCGCAAAUGAAUUUUUCAGGGCGUAAU